Molecule: messenger RNA, 743 nt
Organism: Rhipicephalus sanguineus (brown dog tick)
Lineage: Eukaryota; Metazoa; Arthropoda; Arachnida; Ixodida; Ixodidae
Exons: 2
Coding region: 136-729 (197 amino acids)
Biological process (GO): DNA integration
Molecular function (GO): nucleic acid binding
Source: RefSeq, a predicted model, not a curated record
CGUCGCAUCAAAAGCUGCGCUAGUUGUCAAGAGCAACGUAACGCGCCAAUCAGCGCACCUCUGCACCCGUGGUCAUGGCCGACUUCACCGUGGCAGCGUGUUCACGUAGACUUUGCAGGACCCUUUCAGAAUACCAUGCUUUUAGUAGUGGUCGACGCACAUUCCAAAUGGCCAGAGGUUUUCGAAAUGCGCUCGACAACUGCAGAAAGCACGAUUCGUUGUUUGACCGAGCUCUUCGCACGUUUUGGUUUCCCUGAAACAAUUGUUUCCGAUAAUGGACCUCAAUUUGUUUCGCAGGAGUUCAAGCACUUCGUGCAGGCAAUGGGGGCACGGCACGUCCUCACGGCUCCCUACCACCCCAGCUCCAAUGGGCUGGCAGAGCGUUUCAUUCAGACCUUAAAGAACGCCCUCCGCAAAGACGGCACAGGAGAGACACUGCAGUGCGUGCAACCACACAGAGGGGCACCUUCACCUGGCGUCGCCACCAGGAUCAACUGCUGCACAGACCUGCAGAGGACGUUAACCCUACGCAUGGAACAGCUGGCGAAGCUACGACCAGCGAGUUCCUGGUUUUUCCUGAGACUGGCGACGCACCAGUUCCUCCGACUCCACAACCGUCCAGGGCGACUCCGGUUACGCCACAGGCAACACCAGCACCCGCCGAUGCAAGACGCUACCCCAUGCGAAAUCGUCGCCCACCAGAUAGAUUCCAAGCUGGACUCUGAAUGACUUGGUGUGCGUUA